Leishmania mexicana MHOM/GT/2001/U1103 is the source of this 1746-nucleotide messenger RNA. RefSeq names its product putative paraflagellar rod component par4. The coding region runs from base 1 to 1746 and encodes 581 amino acids. The record is from RefSeq and is a predicted model, not a curated record. Lineage: Eukaryota; Euglenozoa; Kinetoplastea; Trypanosomatida; Trypanosomatidae. The transcript has a single exon.
AUGGCGGCGAAAAAGGGAAAGGGAAAGAAGGCAACGGCGGCCAAGGCAAAGGCUGAGGAGCUGCGUCUUAUUCAGCUGCGCACCUUGGAGGCGGAAGCGGAGGAGUUUCAGCGGUCCGAGAAUGAGCGUCGCCAGCACGAUGAGCAAGAGGAGCACAUAGCAUUUCUGCGCGAUGAGCAGCUGCGUAGUAUGCACCAAAAAGACCGUCGUAUUGACGAGAUCAUGCAGGAGCUCACCCGUGUGACGUCGGCAAUGCAGGAUGACAAGAGCAGUUAUGAAAGCCAGAUUCAUCAACUGAGCACGCUGCGCGAUGCGCUUCUGAAUGAGGAAAGCCUCCUGAAGGUGGAGAUGGAGGAGCUGCAUGGCAUUCUGCAGCAGGAGCGCGGGAGUCACGGAGCAUAUGUGCAGCAACUGCGCGAAACUCUGGAGACGGAGCGCAGUCUGCAUCAGGAGGAAAGGCAGCACCUCCGGUCCCAAGUGUGCGAGGCAACGGCCGAGAUGGAGGACAGCAGGCGGCAGCUGCAGCUCGCCUGCGAGCUGCGAGAAUCAGCGGAGCACGAGUUCAAGGUGAAGGUGCGCGACCUGGAAAGGGAACUUGAAAAGGCGCUUACAAUGAACAAGGCUCUACAGGAUGCCGUGGAGGGGCGUGAGAUCGAAGACCGUAAGAACGUGACUCUGCUGCAGCUGUUGAAUGUGCAGCUGGAGUCAGACAAGCGGCGGUAUGAGGAAGACCUCUGCGAAGAACGUGAGCGGACGAGCUGUACCCAAGAGGAGGCAAGCAACCUUGAGGCGAAACUAAAGGAAAGCCAGCAUGAACUGGACACCUUCAAGGAAGAAGCGCGGACAGCGAGGCGGUUGUGUAUGGACGAACUGCACGAGUGCAAGCUGCUCACGGAGCAGUUGAAGUUCGACGCCAAGUAUCUGCAGAGUGAGAUGGAGUCGAUGCGUGCCGAGCACGCCGCCGAGGUGGAGAAGAGGGAGGCGGCCGAGUCGGCGAUACAGGCUGAGGUGCAGCAGUGCAGGGUAGAGCUGGAGGCGUCGCAAAAGAAGAACAACGAGUUGGAGGCGCUGCUGGUGCGCAAAGAGCGAGAGCACUUUGACAAGGUCACUUUUCUGAACGCUCAGGUCGCGAACGGUCGCACUGCGAUUGCGCAACUGCAGGAAAAAAUGGAAAAGGAACGGGCCGAGUACGGGAACGAUCUUCAGCGGCACAAUGAUACGAUUCAGCAGUCCAUGCAAGAGCUGGAACGAAUCAACAGCGCUGAGAGCGCCCAAGCGAGUGAGCGGCACAUGUACGAGCAGCAGCUGAUAACCGACCUGGAUAAGUUCAAGGAGACCAUCAGGGAUCUGCGCACACGCAUGAUGUCGAAAGACGAGGCGUAUGAGCAGCUACGAGAGCUGAAGGAGGGCGAGAUCGAGCGCCUGCGGGGCAUUCUAGACGCGCACUUCAUCCCGCAUCGCCAAAACAUCGAAGUGCCCCGCGAAAGCAGCCGAGUAGACGAACUCUUUUUGGUGUCAGAGCAACUUCGGACACUGAAGAAGGAGAUGGCGCUGAAGGAGACGGCUGCGAAGGAGACGGAAAGAUGGCUCCGUGCACGCAUUGCAGAGCAGGUCGAGAUGAUUGACUCCCUCCAGCUUGACCUCAAGCGCACCGAGCUCUCCCGAAACGAGGCCAUUCGUACGCUGAAAGACGAAGUCGAGAGGCUGCGCAAGACACUCGAAGUCCACUGCAUACCAUGCUCGUAG